AUGCCUCCAAGAAAGAAGACCAGAAGCAACAACAUAACUUCCCAGGAUGGGCCAAGCCAUGCUGACUCAGAGUCAAGGCAACAUGCCUCUUCUAGAGAAGAAGAACGUGCAAGUGAGGGAACUUUUACCCUCACAGAUCUUGUUGCAGCCAUUCGUGCUAUGGGUGACACCCAGAGGGAGAUGGCAGAGAUGAUAAAAGAACUCAAAAAUUCGGCUCCAAAGCCAAGUGAAGUGAAUGAGAAGCACCCACAGGAGGAAUCUGCUGCCGGAAAGGAGUCUGAGAAGAAGGGACCAUCUUUUGUCACUCAGGAGGACGUUGUUGCCAUGCUGGAAAAGGAGCUGAGUCGAAGUCAGGAAGAUUGGAAGUAUCUUCCUCAGCCGCCGUAUCCAUCAAGCUUACUCCAGCAGCCAUAUCCUAAAGGCUAUGAAGCACCGACCUUUGUCCUCUUUGAUGGACGAAAGGGGAGCCCGAAGGAGCAUGUCAAUCGCUUCAUCGAUGCCUUGGGACCGUAUGCUGGUGAUCAUAAUCUUCGACUUAGAGAAUUUUCAAAGAGUCUCACCGAUCGUGCUUACACAUGGUAUACAACGUUGGCACCAGGCUCUAUUCAUUCCUGGGAAAGUCUGGCAAGCAGGUUCUGUAAGAAGUAUUUCCAGCAUGAAGAACGAGUCACCACCACUCAACUCAACAACACCCGCCAAAAGCAUGGUGAGGAUCCCGUGGACUUUGUACGCAGGUUCCGGGACCUGGCAUUGGAUUGCUAUGAUGAGAAGGACGAGGAGGCGCUUGUUGAAAUUUGCAUCAGCAAUAUCGUGGCAGAUUAUAGAGUGUAUUUGGAGAAUAUUGGCAUUAGUCAAUUUUCUCGGCUGCUGGAAGCUGUGAGGAAGACGAGCAUGUCCGUCAGGCCACCAGGACAAAGGACUUGGAGAAAUGAGAAGAAGGAAGCACACCAGACAUUAGCAAGAGAUGACAAGCCAUCCAAUGACUACAAUUCACGCAAACGCAAGGAUAGAGAGACGUAUCCACCACUACCAUGCAAAGAUGAAGAAUUUUAUGCUAUCCUUGACACAAUGAUUGCUGAUGGCGUAAUCAAACCUGUCAGACCCUACAAGGUUCCUACUCGAGAGGAAAAGAAUGAUCCUAGGUACUGCCGUUAUCAUCAAUUUGUGGGGCAUCCAACCACUGCCUGUCAGAGCCUGAGGAGGAUUUUACACGCCAAAAUACAUGAGGGAGUCCUUGAACUUCCCUCUAGGAAGCAAACCAUUGAUGAAGACCCCUUGCCAAAACGAAGGGGAAAGGAGGUAGCCGCUGUCAUUACAUGUUCUGAUGAUUUGCUUGAUGAUGAUGAAUUGUGCCACCCUUGGAGGAAUGACCCAAAGCCGCCGGAAGCCGUAUGGGAACCUUGCGGAAACAUGGAAAAGGCAUAUUGGUGUAAAUAUUCGAGGCCUUCAAGUUACAACACACCAUGGCCACUCGCUGAUGGAUGGGGUGACAACUCAGGCAGCGAAAUUUUUGUUUGGACAUGCCGGAAGAACACUACUCGGGGGCUUUAUCGGAACAGCGGGAAGCAGCUGCCGUGA
Molecule: messenger RNA, 1578 nt
Organism: Prunus armeniaca (apricot)
Lineage: Eukaryota; Viridiplantae; Streptophyta; Magnoliopsida; Rosales; Rosaceae
Source: the annotation of a GenBank genome assembly